ACCAUCAUCCAGAUAAUCGUUAUGAAGGUCCUUGUUGUAGGCGCAACAGGCGCCAUAGGCAAUACACUACUCAACCACUGCCUCCGCCGACCAGAAAUAACCAGCGUAGUCGCCAUAGCUCGUCGUCCAGUCCCAUCCUCCGACAAUGAAAAGCUUUCAAGCAUCAUCAUACCAGACUUUGACGCUCUUCCAGGCCCUGAAGAUGCGACAUGGACACAAAUGGCCGACGCCGACGCACUGAUCUGGGCAAUGGGAUCAUACACCUUUGACGAAGACGUCAACUAUGCCUACCCCAUCGCUUUCCAGUCAGCUCUCUCCAAACGACUGGCACGAAACGGGAAUACUGAGAAGUUCAAAUGGAUACUGCUUGGUGGAGCUUUCACUGAGCCGGAUCAAACUCGGUUUUUGUACUUCCUUACCAGCCAGCGGCGUACUAAAGGGCUGUUGCAAACCAAGACAUUGGAGUUUGCAGAUGAUCAUGCAGAUUGGGAGGCAAUCAUCAUAAGGCCUGGAGGUAUCCUCUUCGGGGGAGAUACGUGGACGAAUAGGGUGGGAAGCGCGUUGUUUGGAGAGGGUUUGACCAUUAACGCAGACGUAUUGGGGGCAUGUGUUGCCGACUUGGUCGUCAAAGGGUUAGGAGAGAUGGAGGAGCAGGGAAUCGUGACGAAUAAGGAGUUGUCGGUCAGAGGAAAGAAGGUAUUGGAGGCUGUGGGGCAUUAGCCUUAGACAAGCUAUGGCACAGAAAAUCAUUAUCGAGGUACCAACGAGCGCGACUUCCAGACAGA
Pyrenophora tritici-repentis Pt-1C-BFP is the source of this 785-nucleotide messenger RNA. Its product is annotated as putative NADH-flavin reductase. The record is from RefSeq and is a predicted model, not a curated record. Lineage: Eukaryota; Fungi; Ascomycota; Dothideomycetes; Pleosporales; Pleosporaceae.